GUUUUGACUCUUGCCGCGAUAGCAUUCGGACUCGUCGACGUUGUUAGCUAAAUUUUUCAUUUCGGAACGUAGCCAAUUCAGUGUUUUGUUUUUUAUUUUGUUUUGUGUUUGUAAACUUGCAUUUUGUAUUGCAUGUUUGCAUUGGUGUGCGCCGCUACAGCCGCUACACACAAAACAUGUUCGCCAUACAAGUUUACCAGUAUUCGGCGGCUUAUUGUUUUGGCAAUACAAUAACACAACAAAACAAAUGCAAAUGCAAAUACGUUGGUAACACUUAUUUUGCUAUCGGCGUUUAUUUUAGCAUUAUUUAAAAUAACAACAACAACAAUAAUAAUAGUGGAAAUUAUAAAAAAUGAAUACAAAGAAUAAUUGAUAAGUCCAACAAUUGCUGCGCUGCAACGAAACCAGUGAAAGUAAGCAUAUCAUAUAAGAGUAAAAUUAAAAAAAAUUAAAUUAUUUAAAAAUGAAUUAUUAUCGCUUUAGCAUUUACGUAAAUAAUUAACGAAGUGUGUUUAAAAUGAAAGUGCAAAAUAUUUAAAUUUGUCUUCCCACUAAAAAGAAAAUAAUAAUUUGUUUAAAAAAUAAACAAACUAUUUACUUAGUGCCACGCUAACCACCUAAUAAUCCCUUAAAAUAUUUGACAGGGAUUAGGAAACCAAAUUUUAUUUGAAAAAAAUUAAAAAAAAUCAUGUCAAGUCAACCUGCAAGCCAGCCUGAUAGCAUCGACCUAGCCUAUGAUAUGUGGGCUGGCCAAUUUGAAUUUGUCGGACCUGCAACGAAAACAACAAUAACGAGCAACAAUAAUAACAAUAACAAAAGCAUAUUAAAUAAUAAUUUAAAAUUCGGUGAUGAUAAAAACGCUAGUCAUAAACGUUCGACAGAUAGUUUGGAAGAUUUGAAUUUGAAUUUUAACACAACGCCCUCGCAGAAUUCUAUGAACAGCAGCGCCUAUACGCUGGGUAGUUCUUGCAGUGAGCACUACGAUUUCGGCAAGCAACCAAUACUCAUCGAUCACGAAACUUUUCUCAGUUUAAAUCCGAACGAUUUUGACGACAUUGUGCCAUCGGGUCCGAAUUCGCUUGUUUUCAUUGAAAAUAAAUUGAAUGCGGACAAUUGUCCAAUAAGUGAAAGUAAUAAUAACAAAAUAGUGAGUCUGGAAGCCCUAACCAGCAAAUUCAAUAAUUGCAAUAAAACCAACAACACAAAUACGAACGGUUUCAAAUUGGAAAACCUUAAAAAUUUCAAAAAUAAAUUGCUUUGUGAUUUCGAGGAGAAAAGUGUGGUCGGAGUUGGCAGCACUGAUAGCAACAAAAUGAAUGGCUUAAGUGCAGAGAUUUGUGAAAAUUUUAAUGAGCAACUGGAAUUACUGCAACGUCAAGUGACAGAUUUGGCAUCUACCCAAAACAUUGCAGAAGAUCGUACAACGCGUACCAAAACAGAAUAUGCCGUGUUGCAAGCACGCUAUCACAUGCUCGAGGAGCAAUACAGAGAGUCGGAUUUACGUGCUGAGGAACGUCUUGCAGAGGAACAGAAAAGACACCGCGAAUUACUCGCUCGUGUCGAACGUGAGGCAGAAUUGCAAAAUGAGAAUUGCCAAAUUAAAAUCAAAAGAAUUGAAAUUGAAGCAAAUGCAUUACGCGAUGAAGCACAAAGGCUGCGAAUGCUUUGCGAUAAGCAAGCAAAUGAUUUACAUCGCACCGAGGAGAAAUUGGAAUUGUCACGAGAUCAAAUUACAAUGCUCCAACAAGAUCUCGAUGAGGCUAAGCAAAAGGAACGCAAAUAUGAGGAAGACAAAAAAGCGUCUGAAGACCUGAUGCUUGAGUUAAGCAAAGAACUUGAGAGAUUGCGUUCCGAAACAGGACCUGCAAUGCCAACAACGUCACCGGAAACUAUAAGACUGGAAGAAUUGCAUCAAGAAUUAGAAGAGAUGCGACAAAAAAAUAAAAGCUUAGAAGAACAGAAUGAAGAAUUGCAAGCUGCUGUGCUGACACGUGGUGUAGAGGAAGGUCGUCACUUAUUAAAUGGCACCUUAAACAGCUUAGCACAAGAGCUGGAGGAAAUGUCACAAGCACAGGAUUCUGUGGAUUCAGCUACUUUAGCAUCAUUAAGCCAGUUACAACAAGCUUACCAAGAAAAAGAAGAUGAAAACACACGUCUCAAGCACUACAUCGAUACAAUUCUGCUGAAUAUUGUUGAGAAUUAUCCGCAGUUGUUAGAAGUAAAGUCCAUAGAUCGUAAAUAAAAUGAAUAAAACUAAUAGAUAAUGCAGAACAAUAAUAAAAGCAAACAAU
This is a messenger RNA of Teleopsis dalmanni, 2291 nucleotides long. It is a transcript of the gene nuf, whose product is annotated as rab11 family-interacting protein 4B. NCBI's taxonomy places the organism in Eukaryota, Metazoa, Arthropoda, Insecta, Diptera, Diopsidae. The transcript is spliced from 7 exons. Bases 689 to 2242 code for a protein of 517 amino acids. Gene Ontology annotation, cellular component: cleavage furrow; midbody; recycling endosome membrane. The record is from RefSeq and is a predicted model, not a curated record. Gene Ontology annotation, biological process: endocytic recycling; regulation of cytokinesis.